CACGCAGUGUAGGUUCCAGUCAGCAGCUCUCCAGCUUUCUUGCAUCCGAGGAUCUCUUAGCCUUUCACGAUGGGUGACGCAGAGAUGGAGAUGUUUGGGGUCGCCGCCCCAUUCCUACGCAAGCCCGAGCGGGAGAGAAUCGAGGCCCAGAAUAAGCCGUUCGACGCCAAAACCGCUUGCUUUGUGGCGGAACCCAAGGAGGCCUACGUGAAAGCCAAAAUUAAGAGCUCUGAAGGUGGGAAGACGACGGUGGAAACGGAAGAUGGGAAGACAGUGACGGUCAAGCCGAUUGACGUCCACCCAAUGAACCCACCCAAAUUUGACAAGAUUGAAGACAUGGCCAUGCUUACCCAUCUGCACGAGCCCGCGGUUUUGUUCAAUCUGAAGGAGCGCUACGCCGCCUGGAUGAUCUACACGUACUCAGGGCUUUUCUGCGUCACCGUCAACCCCUACAAGUGGCUUCCGGUGUACAACCCUGAGGUCGUGGCGGCAUAUCGGGGCAAGAAACGGCAGGAGGCGCCUCCUCACAUCUUCUCCAUCUCAGACAACAGCUAUCAGUUCAUGCUGACGGAUCGUGAGAAUCAGUCCAUCCUUAUCACCGGAGAAUCCGGUGCCGGGAAGACGGUGAACACCAAGCGGGUCAUCCAAUACUUUGCAACAAUUGCAGCGCUGGGAGACCCUGGCAAGAAAAAGGAGCAGCAAAGUGGGAAAAUGCAGGGAACUCUGGAGGAUCAAAUCAUCCAGGCCAAUCCUCUGCUGGAAGCAUUCGGCAACGCCAAGACCGUGAGAAACGACAACUCGUCCCGCUUCGGAAAAUUCAUCCGCAUUCAUUUUGGGACAACGGGAAAGCUGGCAUCAGCAGAUAUCGAGACAUACUUGCUGGAAAAGUCAAGAGUCACAUUCCAGCUGCUUGCUGAGAGGAGCUACCACAUCUUCUAUCAGAUUCUUUCCAAUAAGAAGCCUGAACUCAUAGAUAUGCUCCUUGUUACAACCAACCCAUAUGACUACCCAUACAUCAGCCAGGGGGAGAUCGCCGUGGCCAGCAUUGAUGAUACCGAGGAGCUGAUGGCAACUGAUCAAGCUAUCGAUAUCCUCGGCUUCAAUGCAGAGGAGAAAGUUGGGAUCUACAAACUUACCGGAGCUGUGAUGCAUCACGGGAACCUGAAAUUUAAGCAGAAGCAACGGGAAGAGCAGGCCGAACCUGAUGGCACUGAAGUGGCUGACAAAGUCAGUUACCUCAUGGGUCUGAACUCUGCCGACCUGCUCAAAGCCUUGUGCUUUCCCAGGGUGAAAGUGGGGAACGAGUAUGUGACCAAGGGUCAGACGGUCCAGCAGGUGAACAACUCUGUUGGGGCACUUACUAAAGCAGUUUAUGAGAAGCUCUUCUUAUGGAUGGUUACGAGAAUCAACCAGCAGCUGGACACCAAGCUCCCUCGACAACACUUUAUCGGUGUCUUAGACAUUGCCGGAUUCGAGAUUUUUGAGAUGAACAGCUUGGAGCAGCUCUGCAUCAACUUCACCAACGAGAAGCUGCAGCAGUUCUUCAACCACCACAUGUUCGUCCUGGAGCAAGAAGAGUACAAGAAGGAGGGCAUUGAGUGGGAGUUCAUUGACUUUGGUAUGGACUUGGCAGCCUGCAUUGAGCUCAUUGAGAAGCCCAUGGGUAUCUUCUCUAUCCUGGAAGAGGAGUGCAUGUUUCCCAAGGCAACAGACACUUCCUUCAAGAACAAGCUGUAUGACCAGCAUCUGGGCAAGUCCAACAACUUCCAGAAACCCAAGCCAUCAAAAGGCAAGGCAGAGGCCCAUUUUUCUCUGGUCCACUAUGCUGGAACCGUGGACUACAACAUCUCUGGUUGGCUGGAAAAGAACAAGGACCCCCUGAAUGACACAGUCGUAGGGCUCUACCAGAAAGCUUCACUAAAACUUCUGUGUCAUAUUUUUGCAGCAUAUUCUUCCCAAGAUGAUACUGCGGGCAGCAAAAAAGGAGGCAAGAAGAAGGGUUCUUCCUUCCAGACUGUAUCGGCACUCUUCAGGGAAAACUUGAACAAGCUGAUGACCAACCUCAGGUCUACGCAUCCCCACUUUGUGCGCUGCAUCAUUCCUAACGAGACAAAGACCCCAGGUGCGAUGGACCAUCACCUCGUCUUACAUCAGCUAAGGUGCAAUGGUGUGCUUGAAGGAAUCAGGAUCUGUCGAAAGGGCUUCCCCAGUAGGAUCUUGUAUGGAGACUUCAAACAGAGGUACAGGGUCCUGAAUGCGAGCGCCAUACCUGAAGGGCAGUUCAUAGACAGCAAGAAGGCUUCAGAGAAGCUUUUGUCUUCAAUUGACGUUGACCACACCCAGUACAAGUUUGGACACACUAAGGUGUUCUUCAAAGCUGGUCUUCUGGGAACUCUUGAAGAAAUGCGAGACGAUCGAUUGGCUGUCCUGAUCACUCGCUUGCAAGCCGUCUCACGGGGAUACGUCACAAGACUGGAAUUCCAGAAAAUGAUGGAGAGAAGGGAAUCGAUCUUUUCCAUUCAGUACAACAUCCGCUCCUUCAUGAAUGUCAAGAAUUGGCCAUGGAUGAAGCUCUACUUUAAAAUCAAACCCUUGCUGAGGAGCGCCGAAGCAGAGAAAGAAAUGCAGAACAUGAAGGAGGAGUUUAUCCGCAUUAAAGAAGAGCUGUCCAAAUCGGAGGCGAGAAGGAAGGAGCUUGAAGAGAAGAUGGUUAUCCUCCUACAGGAGAAGAAUGAUCUUCAACUGCAAGUGCAAGCUGAAACGGAGAAUCUGGCUGAUGCUGAGGAGAGAUGUGAAGGUCUCAUCAAAAGCAAAAUUCAGCUGGAGGCCAAAGUGAAGGAGAUCAACGAAAGAUUGGAGGAUGAGGAGGAAAUGAAUGCCGAGCUAACAGCCAAGAAGAGGAAGCUGGAGGAUGAGUGCUCAGAACUUAAGAAGGACAUCGAUGACCUGGAGCUCACCUUGGCCAAAGUGGAGAAGGAGAAACAUGCCACCGAGAACAAGGUGAAAAAUUUAACAGAAGAAAUGUCCACCCUUGAUGAAACGAUAGCAAAACUAUCCAAAGAAAAGAAAGCUCUGCAAGAAGCCCACCAGCAAACGUUAGAUGACCUGCAGGCUGAAGAAGACAAAGUCAAUUCAUUAACCAAGCUCAAAGCCAAGCUGGAACAGCAAGUUGAUGAUCUUGAAGGGUCUUUGGAGCAAGAAAAGAAAAUCCGUCUGGAUCUUGAAAGGGCUAAAAGAAAACUUGAAGGGGAUCUGAAACUUACUCAAGAGUCCAUCAUGGAUCUGGAAAAUGAUAAGCAGCAGAUGGACGAGAGACUGAAAAAAAAAGACUUUGAAAUCAGCCAACUGCAGAGCAAAGUGGAAGACGAGCUGGUGUUGGGUCUGCAGCUUCAGAAAAAGAUUAAAGAGCUGCAGGCUCGCAUUGAGGAGCUUGAAGAAGAAAUCGAAGCGGAGCGUUCUUCCCGAGCAAAGACAGAGAAGCAAAGGGCCGACCUGUCUAGGGAGCUGGAGGAGAUCAGCGAGCGGCUGGAAGAGGCUGGAGGCGCCACGUCAGCCCAGAUCGAGAUGAACAAAAAGAGGGAGGCUGAGUUCCUGAAGCUCAGGCGGGACAUCGAGGAGGCCACCUUGCAGCACGAGGCCACCACCGCUGCCUUACGAAAGAAGCACGCGGACAGUGUCGCCGAGCUCAGUGAGCAGAUUGACAGCCUACAGCGGGUGAAACAGAAGCUGGAAAAGGAGAAGAGCGAGUUCAAGAUGGAAGUGGACGACCUGGCGAGCAACAUGGAGGGCGUCUCCAAAAGCAAGGCAAAUUUUGAGAAGUUGUGUCGCACCCUUGAAGAUCAGCUGAGUGAAAUGAAGACAAAGACGGAUGAAGCCCUGAGAUCACUGAAUGAGAUGACGACGUUCAAAUCGCGUUUGCAGACGGAAAAUGGAGAGCUCAGUCGUCAGCUGGAGGAAAAGGAAUCGCUUAUAUCCCAACUUUCUAGAGGAAAACAAAUGUUCACCCAACAAAUCGAAGAGCUGAAACGACUCUUGGAGGAGGAGAACAAGGCCAAGAACGCUCUGGCUCAUGCCCUUCAGUCCUCUCGCCAUGACUGUGACCUUCUCCGAGAGCAAUAUGAAGAGGAGCAGGAGGCCAAGGGUGAGCUACAACGCUCUCUCUCUAAGGCCAAUAGCGAGGUGGCUCAAUGGAGAACUAAAUAUGAGACUGAUGCCAUCCAGAGAACUGAGGAACUGGAAGAAGCAAAGAAAAAACUGGCGCAGAGGCUUCAGGAUGCAGAAGAGCAGUGUGAAGCCACAAAUUCCAAGUGUGCAUCUCUGGAAAAGACCAAGCAAAGGCUACAGUGUGAAGUGGAGGACCUCAUGCUGGAUGUGGAGAGGGCCAACGCCGCAGCCGCAGCUCUAGACAAGAAACAAAGAAAUUUUGACAAGAUCCUGGCAGAAUGGAAACAGAAGUAUGAAGAAUGCCAGGCUGAGCUGGAAGCCUCUGUUAAAGAAGCGAGGUCACUAAGCACAGAGCUCUUCAAGCUAAAGAACUCUUAUGAGGAGUCUUUGGACCAUCUGGAAACCUUAAAGCGGGAAAACAAGAACUUGCAGCAGGAAAUAGCUGAUCUUACGGAGCAGAUUGGAGAAUCAGGCAAGGUGAUACAUGAAUUGGAGAAGGCCAAGAAGCAAGCGGAACAAGAAAAACUGGAGCUGCAGGCUGCUCUGGAGGAGGCUGAGUCCUCUCUAGAACAUGAAGAAGCCAAGAUCCUACGGAUCCAGCUGGAACUCACACAGGUGAAAUCCGAGAUUGACCGGAAGAUUGCAGAGAAGGAUGAGGAGAUCGACCAGAUGAAGAGAAAUCACCAGCGAGUGGUGGAAACCAUGCAAAGCGCUCUGGAUGCCGAAAUCAGGAGCAGGAAUGAUGCCCUGAGACUGAAGAAGAAGAUGGAAGGUGACUUGAAUGAGAUGGAAAUCCAGCUGAGCCAUGCCAAUCGGCAGGCAGCGGAAGCUCAGAAGAACCUGAGGAACACACAGGGGCAGCUCAAGGACGCCCAGCUCCACCUGGAUGACGCCCUGCGCACUCAAGAAGACCUGAAAGAGCAGCUGGCGAUGGUCGAGCGUCGAAGCAAUCUGUUAGCGGCCGAAAUGGAAGAGAUGCGGGCUGUCGUGGAGCAGACAGAGCGGGCACGCAAGGCGGCGGAACAGGAGCUGCUGGACGUCACCGAGCGGGUGCAGCUGCUGCACUCUCAGAACACCAGUCUCAUCAACACCAAAAAGAAGCUUGAAACGGACAUAAGCAACCUGCAGGGUGAAGUCGAGGAAGCCAUCCAGGAAGCGAGAAAUGCCGAUGAGAAAGCAAAGAAGGCCAUCACUGAUGCUGCAAUGAUGGCUGAAGAACUUAAGAAGGAGCAGGACACGAGCUCCCACCUGGAGAGAAUGAAGAAGAACCUGGAUCAAACCGUGAAGGACCUGCAGCACCGUCUGGAUGAGGCAGAGCAGCUGGCCAUGAAGGGAGGGAAGAAGCAACUCCAGAAACUGGAAGCGAGGGUCCGAGAGCUGGAGAGCGAGCUUGACAGUGAGCAGAAACGGGGAGCGGAGGCCAUCAAAGGUGUGCGCAAAUACGAGCGGAGACUCAAGGAAGUUACCUACCAGGCUGAAGAAGAUAAGAAGAAUUUGAUACGACUGCAAGACCUGGUGGACAAGCUGCAGCUGAAAGUCAAGGCCUACAAGAGACAAUCGGAAGAGUCGGAGGAACAAGCAAACACAAACCUUUCCAAGUUUAGGAAGGUCCAGCAUGAGCUCGAAGAAGCCGAAGAGAGGGCCGACAUUGCUGAAUCGCAAGUCAACAAGCUGCGAGCCAAGAGCCGAGACAUCGGAGGCAAGAAAGGACUAGAAGGUGAAGAAUAACACCUCAAGUGGAUGAUGUAGGCAGUAGUGGGCACUAUUUAGUCUUAAUGACCCCCACCCUCCCAGCCAGACAUUUAGUGGUCACCAAGUGGCUUUAAUGACAGCAAGACAAGAUCUCUCUGGACUCCUCUAAGAACGAAAAGUAAUGAGGAGGACAAACCGCUGCUGCACUGGGACGUAGAAAAUAAAAGGUUUUUAUCAGCACCAAA
Polypterus senegalus (gray bichir) is the source of this 6101-nucleotide messenger RNA. Its product is annotated as myosin heavy chain, skeletal muscle, adult-like. Gene Ontology annotation, cellular component: myosin complex. The transcript is spliced from 41 exons. The record is from RefSeq and is a predicted model, not a curated record. NCBI's taxonomy places the organism in Eukaryota, Metazoa, Chordata, Cladistia, Polypteriformes, Polypteridae. Bases 70 to 5892 code for a protein of 1940 amino acids. Gene Ontology annotation, molecular function: cytoskeletal motor activity; actin filament binding; ATP binding.